Dimorphilus gyrociliatus is the source of this 1632-nucleotide messenger RNA. The record is from the annotation of a GenBank genome assembly. NCBI's taxonomy places the organism in Eukaryota, Metazoa, Annelida, Polychaeta, Dinophilidae.
CAAAAUGGCGUCGAGCGGGAAUAAAUAAGCUCUAUAGUUCGUGUUGACCGUUUUUUUCGUACUUUAAGUUGAAUAAUGGCUAAUGUAACGACUUAUCAAUGUCCGACAAAAUCUCCCAAGUAUCUAGUGAAUACUUGUAAUAAAACUUUUACGGAAUUUCGCCUAGAAAUAGCCGAUUUUGAGAAACCGGAUCGAACAAAAUGGCUAACUGUAUUCAGAUUUUUUAUAAAACAUAUUCUUGGUGUUUCCGAUACUUGCAUCGAUACGGUACCCCUUAACUAUACAAACAUUGAAUUUUACGAACAGUUAUAUGUAGGAACGAUGAAUUGGCUAUGGUUUUAUAAGAUAUUGAGAACUGCAUUAGAAGUUUGUAAAGUUGAUCAAUUCACCGUUCAUGAUUUUUUAUUCCUGAAUAGUCCCACGAUAUGCAGAAUUCUCAGUCCGUUAUUGAACUAUUACCUGUUCAAAUCUCAUCAACACAAUAGCAUUACGUACAUACUGGAAAGGCAAGUUGAAUUGAGAGGUGAAAAGGAGAGAACAAUACAAAAAUUAGUUGAAAGAAGAGAUGAGUUGGAGACGCUAAAAACGGAAAAACAUGAAAGAUUAGUGCGUCAAAGAGAAAUAAAGCAAAAGUUGGAAGAGCUGAUUGCAAGGAAGAGAGUUUUAACGAAAGAGAAAAACGACGAAAAAAAUCGUUUACUCAACAUGAAAAAAGAAGUAGAAGAAAUUGGCAGUAAAAACAAAUCUAAAAGUACAAUGGUUAAUAUAACAAAAGAUUCGACUAGAAAAUUACAAAGUAUUAAAAAUUUUAACGUCAAAAACCAUGAAGAAGAAAUGAGAAAAUUGGAGCAUACCAUUGAGGAGAAGAAAGAGGAAAAGACUCGUUUUACGGAAGACAAGCUACAACUUCGCAAUCAAAUGCAAAGAAUUGAGUAUUGUAGCAGUCUUAUUGAUGAACUUUCUUUGGAGGUUGAUAAUUAUGAAAAUCAGCAAAAGAUUGAGGAAACUCUAAAAGAUAAAUUAUUAAAAGUGGAAGCGUCUCUCGUCGAGGCGAGAAGAAGUCUAGAGAAUGAUCAGAGAUCUUUUAACGAAAGUAAACAGAAACUUGAGAUAUCGGAAUCUAAUUGUAUAAAAUUAGAAAGAGAAGUUGAGAAAGUAAAAAGUAAAGCUAGGAAGAUGAUGAGUGAUAAUUUAUCAGCGAGUUCAACGGAAGAAGAUAAAAUUAAAAAAAUUAAAUGUGAAAGUGAAAAAUUAAAGACGGAAAAUCGAGAAACUUGCGAACAAUUGGAAAGAAUACAAAACGAAAUGGAUUUAAUAUCUUCACAAUAUAAUAGAGGAUAUGAAAAACUUAAAAAAGCUUCGAAUGAUUUUAAAGUCGAAAUGAAAGAGAAAGCUAAACAAGCCGCUUACGUUCCAGAUUUUGAUGUAGCUUUACAAAUCGCCGUGAAUGACGACAAGGAAUCUCUUAAAAAGCUUUUUCAACCGAUUUAAAAUUAAUAAUCUUAGUAGUAGUCGGUCUAAAAUAGUUGACAUCUUUUGACCGGAAUAAACUAUGUACGUAUAAUUGUUGAACAUUUAUAUUAUACAAUAUAUAUAUAUACUGCACAUAUAUAUAUAGUAUAUACUGUAUAA